Messenger RNA from Acyrthosiphon pisum (pea aphid), 789 nucleotides. Its product is annotated as histone H1A, sperm-like. The transcript has a single exon. Gene Ontology annotation, biological process: chromosome condensation; nucleosome assembly; negative regulation of DNA recombination. Lineage: Eukaryota; Metazoa; Arthropoda; Insecta; Hemiptera; Aphididae. Gene Ontology annotation, molecular function: structural constituent of chromatin; double-stranded DNA binding; nucleosomal DNA binding. Bases 97 to 708 code for a protein of 203 amino acids. Gene Ontology annotation, cellular component: nucleosome; nucleus. The record is from RefSeq and is a predicted model, not a curated record.
UUUUAAGUGAAGAAUUUAUCAACGAGCUCAUACUUGUAAUCUGUCAGUCUACUUAUCAUUUUCGUCAACGCAUUAAAAAUAUUCAUCCGACAUUAAAUGGCUUCUACGGAAACAGUUCAAACCGCGGCGGUAGCACCGGUCGCUGCAUCUCCAAUCAAGAAAAAGACUCCAACCACCACCAAGGCAAACGUAUCCGCUCAUCCGUCCACCGCUGUGAUGGUGAUCGCGGCCAUAACUGAGCUGAAAGAGAAGAAAGGUUCAUCGCUGUCGGCCAUCAAGAAAUAUAUGUCCAACAACUACAAGGUGGACUCCGCUAAGCUCGCGCCGUUCAUCCGCAAGUUUUUGAAGGCCGCCGUGGUCAAAGGAACACUGUUGCAGACCAAUGGUACUGGCGCCAUGGGCCACUUCAAACUUCCAGUCGUUGUAAAAAAGAAGGAGCCUGCAGUCUCCAAAAAACCCAGUUCAGCUGCUACCAAGAAGAAGGCUAAACCAGCCAAGGUCUCGGCCGCCGGAACUCCGAAGAAGAGGAAGUUGCCCGCGAAGAAAGCACCCACUGCCGCUGAACCAUCUGCCAAGAAGCCAAAAGCGGUCGCUGCCAAGCCAAAGAAAUCGCUAGUUAAGGCGAAGAAGGCGGUCGCGGCACCUAAACCACCGAAAGUAAAAAAAGCAACGGCUGUGAAACGAACCAAGUCAUCACCCAGGAAGUAGUAAUACACAGUUUAUUAUGACGAAAAUGUAAAUAUAACGAUAAUUGCUCCGUACCAUUUAAAAAGGUCCUUAUCAGGACCA